AUGCCUGAUGUUGAGGAACCUAUCCUCCCUGACCAGGAACACAUUGAUAAGGAACAUAUGCCUGAUGUUGAGGAACCUAUCCUCCCUGACCAGGAACACAUUGAUAAGGAACAUAUGCCUGAUGUUGAGGAACCUAUCCUCCCUGAGCAGGAACACAUUGAUAAGGAAUGUAUGCCUGAUGUUGUCAAGGAACCUGCCCUCCCUGAAGUUGAGGAACCUGUCCUCCCUGAUGUUGAGGAACCUGUCCUCCCUGUCCAGAAGAAUAAAUUGAAGAAAAGGUUCAAGAAUGGCCCUUCGUUCUUUUCUUCUCUAAAAAGGGAAAGAAUUUGUGGACAGAAGGAGACAUUCCACACAGUGUUUUACCUGAAGAUAUCAAACGGACCAUUGACCCACCAGAUGUUCAAAUUCAUGGGUCUAGGUUUUACUAUCUGUUUAAUGGUUUGUGAUGAAGGAAGAAAUAAAAAAAAAGUUGAACAUUUAAUUGAUUUUAAAGAAUUAAAAAUAAAAACAGUUGAACAUUUGUUUGCUUUUAUUGUAGCAUUUCCAUAA
Molecule: messenger RNA, 549 nt
Organism: Saccostrea cuccullata (small rock oyster)
Lineage: Eukaryota; Metazoa; Mollusca; Bivalvia; Ostreida; Ostreidae
Exons: 4
Coding region: 1-549 (182 amino acids)
Source: RefSeq, a predicted model, not a curated record